This is a messenger RNA of Sorex fumeus (smoky shrew), 1674 nucleotides long. It is a transcript of the gene CDKN1A, whose product is annotated as cyclin dependent kinase inhibitor 1A. Bases 65 to 541 code for a protein of 158 amino acids. Gene Ontology annotation, molecular function: cyclin-dependent protein serine/threonine kinase inhibitor activity. Gene Ontology annotation, biological process: regulation of mitotic cell cycle; signal transduction by p53 class mediator. Gene Ontology annotation, cellular component: nucleus. The transcript is spliced from 3 exons. NCBI's taxonomy places the organism in Eukaryota, Metazoa, Chordata, Mammalia, Eulipotyphla, Soricidae. The record is from RefSeq and is a predicted model, not a curated record.
GCUGAGCAGAGCCGAGGGGCACCGGUCCUGGGUCCAGGCGAGCCUCAGAAGGAGCACAGCGAGCAUGUCGGAGCAUACUGUGGAUACACGGCCCAUCCCGCGGGGCAGCACGGCCUGCCGCCGCCUCUUCGGCCCCGUGGACAGUGAGCAGCUGCGCCGGGACUGCGACGCCCUCAUGGCCAGCUGUGUGCAGGAGGCCCGCGAGCGGUGGAACUUCGACUUCGUGACCGAGACACCGCUGGAGGGCGACUUCGCCUGGGAGCGUGUGCGUGGCCUUGGCCUGCCCAAGGCCUGCCUGGCGCGCCUCGAUGACCUGGACGGGGGCAGGCGGCCUGGGCCCUCUGUCCUGCUGCAGGGCGCGGCCCAGGAGGACCACGUGGACCUGUCGCUGUCCUGUACCAUCCGGCCUCCCUCCCCCGAGCAGCCCGAGGGGUCCCCAGGUGUUCCCGGCACCUCUCAGGGCCGGAAACGGCGGCAGACCAGCAUGACAGAUUUCUACCACUCGAAACGCCGACGGAUCUUCUCCAAGAGGAAGCCGUAACCUGCCUGGGAGUCCCCAGGCUCCUGGAACAAGGGGCCCCCCACCACGGGCUCUGUCACAGCUUCUGCUCAGCCCUUCAGUUCGUGCAUCUUAAUUAUUAUUUGUGUUUUAAUUUAAACUCGUCUUGUACAUACCCGGCUUGCUGCCCCCAUAACCCCCCCCCCCCCUUAGCAUUAUUUAAAAGAACACACACCCUUUAGCCGGCCCUCAUUAGAGUGUAGGUGUUUUUGUUAUGCAAAUAUUAUUUAAAACCUCCCCUUGUUCCCUCUCCCGGGCUGCGGCCCCUCCCCCGGUGGUGCUCUCUGUGGGGGGACCCUUUCCUGCAUUCUCCAGGAAUCGCGAUAAUUUGAGAAGUAAACAUUAGCACUUUCCAGGUACCUUCCGGGCUGAAGUCCCGUCUGGCAGGUGACCAGGACUCAGGCGCAGCCUGGCACCCCUGUCUGAGAAGGCCCAGGGCAGUGGGGUCCCGUAACAACAAACACCCUCCUCCCUAGGACCCCGCCCCUGACUUUUCGAGGUGCUCCAGCUGGGCCCUCAACUCUCCCUCUGCUCCGUCCCUCCCCCCAGCCCCGGGUGCCCGUCUCCCCAACUCUGUAGUAGGCUAGGACGGGAAGAGGAGGGGGUGGGUGCGCGGGGAGUCGGAGCCCCUGCACUGGGCUCUGUGUGUGGGGGGAGUUAGGAAGGGGCAGAAGCAGAACUAUCUAGGAGGGAGAGUGUGACAACAGCCCCUGGACCUCCAAGGACAUCCCCCUCCCCCGUCCCCCCCCCCCCCCCAUUUCAUUGCACUUUGAAUAGCAACUGAACAAGGAGUCAGGUGUGACAGCGAGGAGCUGAGGGCCGCGCACUGAGCACUGGGCAGGCGAGUCUGGGCCUGGGAGGCCCGAGUUCUUUCAUGGGGCAGAACAUGGAGCCCCGGAGGCCCCAAAAUGAUGCUUUCCAGUUCCUGUACCAGCCUGGCCGGACUGUUUCCCCUGGUUCCCGCGUGUCCAGGCUCUCCCAUCUCUACCUAGACUGUAAGCCUCUAAGGGCAGGACAUACAUACUCCCAGCUGCUCUGUGUCCUGAAAGUUCCUCCCACAGUGCUGGGUAUACAGCAGGUGCUCAAUAAAUGUGUCCUGAUGACUUAUAAUACUG